GAUUCUUUUAUAUUUUUUUGCUUCCUUUCUCUCCCAUAAUUACCUGCUUGUCUGCUCUUUGCCUCUUUGUGCUGAAUGGCAUGGUAGUUUUGCCCAGCAAGCGUCUUUCUUUCUAGCUUGCUCGUGGCUUCGUUUUGUGUCGCCUGUGACUUUUUGCGACAGCUGUUCUUUUGAGAUUCUCCAAAUUGAAACGGAAUUCCGAAGCCUAAAAGCAUACGAGAGCGCAAUACAUUUUCGGCGCGUUACUUGCCACAAUCAGAAUAUCGGUGUUGUCACAUCCGCUGUGAUUGUUCACCAUGGCGUCUUCCCUGACGAGGGGGAAUCUGUUUCGACAGCAUCGCGGCUGGCUUUUCGUGCCGUUCUUGCUGGUGGUCUUGUUCGCAACAUUACAAUGGUCGCAUUCUGCAAACGGAGAACCUCGCCGACUUGUCAAGCUUGACAGCCGCGCAUAUGAGCUUGAUGAAGGAUUGGUGCUAAAAUCCCCACCAAGGCGUGCUCCCCGCGCCCCACUUUCUCCACGCUCCGGCCCUCCGACGUUGGCGAAGCGACAGAACGUCAAUGUCUCAGCUACGGGAGCUGGCACCAUUUACCAGACACGGUUUUCCAAUGUCACCUGGAACAAUGAUGCCUGGCAUCUUACUACCACCAAUUUGGACCCGGGUCAUUACCAAUCGCGCAUUUCCCUGGGUAAUGGUUACAUUGGAUUGAACCUCGCAUCUCUCGGCCCCUUUUUUGAGGUCGACUUACCUGUGAACGGAGAUGUGAUCAACGAAUGGCCCCUCUUCGAACGAAGGCAGACCUUUGCCGGUCUCGCGGGCUUCUACGAUUACCAACCAACCACAGAAGGCGAAAAUUUUGUUUGGUCCCUGCAGUUUGGCGGCGAAAGCAUCAUCAGUGGCAUUCCACAUUGGGGUGGCAUUGUGGUUGAGCUUCCUACUGGUCAAUAUCUCAGCGCGACCACGAAUGCAUCUGAGAUUUCUGACUUUAGCUCGACGCUCGAUAUUAAGCGUGGCUUAAUGACAUGGAGCUUUACCUGGACGCCAUCGAACGCCAAUGGACUCACCCUGGACCUUGAUUAUUCCAUGUUUUUGCACAAACUGUACGUGAAUCAAGCCGCGGUGCAGCUCCAGGUGACUGCUUCACAAAAUGUCAAUGUCACGCUGGUCGAUGUUGUCGAUGGCACCAGUGCUCUGCGCACAGUGUUCGUUGACAAGGCUUUUCAAAGCAACCAGCCGACGAUCUGGACAGCUGUGCGACCAGUUGGCAUCAGCAAUGUCACGGCGUACGUGGCCUCAACGCUGAAUGCUCCCAACGGAACCGUGGAUUUGAGUUCGCGGGUCCAGAUCACUAAUAAGCCAUACCUUGGCACCAAUGAGUCUUCCAUUGCUCAAGGAGUCAAUGCUACUUUGAAGGCCAACCAGACUACUAUCAUCGAAAAGUUUGUUGGAGUAGCCUCGCACGAUGCAUAUGACGACCCCCAAUCGACUGCCAUCAAUGCUUCCAUUAGUGGCCGUACCGCCGGUUUUGCCCAGUCUUUAGCAUCGCAUCAGGCGGAGUGGAGUUUUAUUUUAAAUCCCAACUCGGUCGACAGCUACGCAUUCCCCAAUGGCAGUCUUCCAAAUGAUGUUAACUUGGUUGAGAAGGCCAUCCUCGCCGUCACGGACCCAUUCCACUUGCUGCAAAACACCGUGGGAGCUAAUGCAAUUGCGGCAGCUGGAAACAACACGAAUUUGGACGACAACAGUAUCAGCGUGGCGGGUCUUGGAUCCGACGACUACGGAGGAAUGAUCUUCUGGGACGCCGAGACCUGGAUGUUCCCCGGAUUAAGUGUUUCGCAUCCCGAAGCUGCCAAGCAGAUUCCGAAUUACCGCGUCUCCAAAUACCCGGCUGCCUUGGGAAACGUCAAGAUGGCAUUCGAUUCAUCUCAGAAUAAGACUCAAUUUUCUCAAGGCGCCGCAGUUUACCCAUGGACUAGCGGACGUUUCGGAAAUACCACUGGAACUGGUCCUGCGUUUGACUACGAAUAUCACAUUAAUGGUGACAUUGCGCAAAGUCUUAUGGAUCAAUGGAUUGCCACUGGCGACACCAGCUUUUUCAAAUCGUCGUUAUAUCCCGUCUUCCAGUCCAUUGCGUUGUUCUAUUCCGAAUUAAUAAAGAGAAACGACACCAGCGGGGAAUGGUACUUGACAAAUAUGACAGAUCCGGAUGAAUUCGCCAAUGGCGUAGAAAACGGAGCAUACACGAUGGCGCUCAUUGCAGACACCCUGACUAACGCUAAUAUUAUGCGGUCCUUUUUCAACGAGCCCAUCAAUCAGACUUUUGCGGAUCAGGCUAUAAACAUAGACCUACCUACAGACCCUAACGCCAAUCUUAUACUCGAGUAUGAUGGCAUGAACGGCAGCAUCAGUGUCAAACAAGCCGAUGUAAUCCUAAUUGAUUAUCCUCUUAAUUACCCUAACAACUACUCAUUGAGCGAUCUCGACUAUUAUGCUGCCAAACAAUCCCAAAAUGGACCAGGCAUGACCUAUGCCAUUUUCAGUAUCAACGCCAAUGCCUUCUCCCCAUCCGGUUGCUCGGCAUACACCUACGACGUGUACGCCUCGAACCCGUACGUGCGAGCACCGUGGUUCCAAUUCUCCGAGCAACUAGUGGACGCCUUCGCCGUGACGGGAUAUCACCCUGCAUUCCCAUUCCUUACCGGUAUCGGCGGCGCCAAUCAAGUCAACGUGUUUGGGUAUCUAGGUCUCCGUCUGCAAUUCGACAAGCUGCAAGUUGAUCCAUCGCUUCCUCCUCAAAUCCCACAACUCAAAUACCGUACCAUUUACUGGCAAGGAUGGCCCAUCUCUGCAUUUUCCAACCAGACUCACACGACUUUGUCCCGCUCCGGGUCCUCCCUCACGCCCCUUUCAACUGCGAACCAGACCUUUUCCAACACUUCCAUCCCCGUCCAAUGGGGCAACGGCGCAAACAUCACCAUGCUCUCCCUCUCCGUCAACGGAACAAUCACUAUCACGAACCGCCAGCCAGGCCUGAUCAAGACUGCUCCCGGAAACAUUGCACAAUGUCUUCCCGUAUCAUCCGCAGAUGCGUACGUUCCGGGCCAAUUCCCCAUUGGCGCCGUCGACGGAGCGGCCUCGACCAAAUGGCAGCCCGUUGCAGCCAACGUGUCUGCCUCUAUUACUGUCGAGCUCGCAUCCCAAGCGUACCAACCCAUUACGCAGAUCCAGUUCGACUGGGGCCAGGCCCCGCCAGUCACGUAUAGUGUCAUCUUCCACAACGACUCCGUCUGGUCCGAAAGCGCAUUAUUCGUGUCUUCCUCUGCCGCAAUCAACAUCAGCAACCCCUAUGAUCCGAAGACUGUAGCUUUGCUCCAGAGCGUUUCUUCAAACACGACAAACGUGACGCUCUCCCCGCCAAUCUGGAGCGGAAACUACGCCACCCUGGUGAUUGAAGGCAACCAGGCCUCGACUAAUCCAUUUAAUGGCACGGGCGCCACAGUCGCAGAGUUUGUGCUCGUCGGUGCGAAUGGCACUGUUGGUGUCAAUGGGACAGUAAAUGGCACGACUGUUUAGCCUUUGUUAUCCUUAUGUCCAUCCUUGCCACUUUCUAUCUUGUUUACUCGUAAUGUCACUCCUUGCACACACCUUCUUCCCCCUCCAUUUUCGAUAUCAAAAUCCCUUUACUCUUAAGCGCUUAAACCCUUGUGCUCUGUUUGGAGAACCGUCGAGGUUCCGAGGAAAGUGUAUAUUGAACUUAGCAGAAUAGUUUCGUAAAACCCUGCAAAUGUAUCAUAUUAUCCCAAC
This is a messenger RNA of Xylona heveae TC161, 3803 nucleotides long. RefSeq names its product carbohydrate-binding module family 32 protein. Gene Ontology annotation, cellular component: fungal-type cell wall. Lineage: Eukaryota; Fungi; Ascomycota; Xylonomycetes; Xylonales; Xylonaceae. Gene Ontology annotation, biological process: trehalose catabolic process. The transcript has 4 exons. Gene Ontology annotation, molecular function: carbohydrate binding; alpha,alpha-trehalase activity. The coding region runs from base 297 to 3572 and encodes 1091 amino acids. The record is from RefSeq and is a predicted model, not a curated record.